ACACACACCGGGACCUGCUGCUCCUCGCGGCCGCCGCACGCGCUCCAGACCCCGGCCGCAGGAUCCGCUCUGAGCCGCUGUCCGGAACCAUGGCCCCGCGCGGUCUUGAUUCGAGAUGCCGCUCCUCAAAGAUCUUCGUCUGAGAGGAGGAGGUCCCACUCUGCACAACGCUCUGGUCCUGAGGAGGAUGAGCCUGAACAUCACCGCACACAUGAACCCCUUCACUGACGACGGUCUGGACGGGGACAGUCAGGGCUGGUCUCCGGGCAGCUCUCUGUUAGACGGGGACGUGCCUCGGGACAGAAACCCUUUCGAGGACGAGGAGGACGAGAACGAGGCCAACGAGGGCAAACGGGGCGGAGUCAAUGGCAAGGGGGGCGGGUCCGCGGGCAAAGGGGGCGGGUCCGGGGGCAAAGGGGGCGGGUUCAAGUUCGUGUCGCCGCUGAGGACCCUGGGCAAACUGGGCAAGAGCCUGAGGACGUCGGGCCGCGGCGGGAAGGACGCCACACCCUCGCCCUCCGACUCACCGGGAGAGAAGAAGAAGAGAGGGAGGCGGAGCUCCGAGGGCUCGCUGCUCAGGUUCGCGGGCCGGUACCGGGACUCGCUCUCUCGUAAAGACUGUAUCUCAAACGGAGGAGACGUGGGACCUGACGACGACUCCCAGAGCCGCCGGAGCCUGAUGAAGAUCGUCCUGGGGAAACACAAGAGAGAAUCCGGAUCCGAGCGGGUCUCACAGGGACCAGAACCAGGACCAGAACCAGAACCAGAGGAGCUGGUCAAACCCAGAGAGCCACUGUCAGUAAAUCAAGAUCGUUUUUUCAGUGUUCUUCAGCAGGAGGAGCAGGUGGACCAGGUGUUCCUCAGCUCUCAGACGGAGGUGUGGAUUCCCUCGUCCUCGUCGGGUCCGAGGCCUCGUCGGCUCCGGCAGCGCUGGGCGGAGGCCGUGGGGGAGAUGGCCGACUCCUCGCUCCCCCUCAAAACCCAGUUCUCGGCCGGGUUCUUGGACCGUUUCUUGGACCAGAUCAAGACCAGAGUCGUGGAGGACCUGAGCGCCGCCAAGAAGAACGUGGUCUCCAUCUACCCGCCGGAAUAUCAACCGUUUCAGGUGUAUUCUCAGAGUUACCACACGGCGGUGACAAAAAGACUGAGCUCCAUCACAGAGACACAACUGCAGACCACAGACGUCUACUCCCUCCUGGACUGGGUCUACAACAUCUACAACAGAGAUGUUCUUGCUCCGUUCUCCUGCUCGGGUUUGUCUCCUCUGCUCAACUCAGACACUGUGGACCGACUGGAGCUGGACUGUCUCAACUCUGUGCGGGCCAAAGUGACGACGGAGCUGGUCCAGGUCCUGGAGGAAGAAGAGAAGAGAUGGAUGGAAACUCUGCACAUCGAAGAAUAUAACCUGCCCCUGGUCAACACCGUCAUCCAGAGACUGGAGGUGGACCUGGAGCGUUCGGCUUCUGUGAACCAGACUCUGGGGUCCAGAGUGGCUCAGUGCAGUCUGAACGGACUCGCAGACUUUUUCUACAGUUUCCAGCGUAAAGUGGAGUUGUUCCACGAGGGUCUUCAGGGUGGGAUGUACGGAGACAACGAGGACGGAUACGUGUCCAAGACCAUCGCCCUGGUCAACUGCUGCCCCCCCUUCAGGACCUUCUCUGAGCGCUGUGCUCAGUCGGAUCCUCUCCAGUCGGACGAGUCUCUGCGUCGAGCGUCUCGAGCUCUCGACGCCGUCGUCCAGAGCGGCGUCCGAGUCCUGUCAGAGAGACUCAACCACAGCAUCAAGCCUCUCUUCGAGCGUCUGGUGAAGAGGAAGUGGCUCAGUUCUCCAGAACCGUUUGAACAGAUUCAAAACAUCAUCAGAGAAAACUUCAAGAAAUAUCAGAGAAUGGAAAACCCACCGUAUCAGGCCCUGGUGUCGGAGGUGCACCGUCGGGUCCUCACAGAGUACCUGCGCUCGGUGAUGAGAGGACGACUCAUCUGCACUUCGGCCAAAAUGAGACGACGGACGGCGCAGAGGCUCCGGGGGGGAGACGCCAUGACGGAGCUGUUCAGGACUCUGGAGUCUCCGUGUGUGUGGUUGGAGGGGGCUCUCUCUCAUCUCUCUGAGAUCAUUCACCUGGAGGAUCUGCCCUCCAUCCAGAUGGAAGUGGGAGUCCUGGCCCAAGAGUAUCCAGAUAUCAGGAGGAAGCACGUGUCGGCCGUCCUGAACCUCCGCGGUCUCACCCGUCAGACGGAGCGGGUGGAGAUCCUGAACGUGCUCAAGGACCUGGAAUCCAACCAGGACUCGUGGGACCUGCCCCGGGACCGCGCCCUCUUCUCCGACGUCCCCGUGACCUCGGAGCUCCACUGCGUCAACGUGGGCCUCAGCCGGAUCGCGCUCACCGCCACGUCCUGCUUCACCAGCCUCAGACCCAAACGGAAAACCAAACGGACCAGGAGAGAGACCAACGAAGACGACGGGCUCUGAACCGGGACUAAACCAGGACUAGACCAGGACUGAACCACGACUAGACCAGGACUGAACCACGACUGAGACCAGGACUGAACCAGGACUGAACCAGGACUGAACCAGGACUAAACCAGGACUAGACCAGGACUGAACCAGGACUGAACCAGGACUAGACCAGGACUGAACCACGACUAGACCAGGACUAAACCAGGACUAAAUCAGGACUGAACCAGGACUGAACCAGGACUAAACCAGGACUAGACCAGGACUGAACCACGACUAGACCAGGACUGAACCAGGACUGAACCAGGACUAAACCAGGACUAGACCAGGACUGAACCAGGACUGAACCAGGACUGAACCAGGAUUAAACCAGGACUGAACCAGGACUAAAACAGGACUAAACCAGGACUGAACCAGGACUAAAACAGGACUAAACCAGGACUAGACCAGGACUGAACCAGGACUGGACCAGGACUAAACCAGGACUGAACCAGGACUAAAACAGGACUAAACCAGGACUGAACCAGGACUAAACCAGGACUGAACCAGGACUAAAACAGGACUAAACCAGGACUGAACCAGGACUAAACCAGGACUAAAACAGGACUAAACCAGGACUAGACCAGGAUUGAACCAGGACUGGACCAGGACUAAACCAGGACUGAACCAGGACUAAAACAGGAUUAAACAAGGACUGAAUCAGGACCAAACCGGGAUUAAACCAGGACCAAACCAGGACUAAACCAAGACUGAAUCAGGACUAAACUCAGACUCGUCUCUUUCCACCAUCGGUAAAACGGUUCUGAGUUUUCGAUCAGUUAACGUUGGAUUUCUGCAGAAUCUUAAAGACGUUUUCGGGUCUCGGACCAAACUGGAACAGGGGAUAUUUACUUUUUAAACUUUCACAGAUUAAUAAUGAAAACAUAAUCGUAUUUCCGUGAUUUCAUUCUCUGCAAGUGCAAUGAAAAAACUUUUACUUUUAACUUUUGUAACGCAGAUUUAACCUGAGAGCCGCGUCCCGUUUCUCUUUCCUCUCUUCAGUGUCUCAGUCCGUCAAAAUAUCGUCUUGAAAAGAUCCCCGCGAGAAUUUUUUGUCGUUUCAAAUUGCCAAUGAAAGUUCAAAAUAGCAUUAAAGUGCGGAGGCCGAGAGGGUCACAACAAACGCAAACGCCGCAACAAAUACAAAUGCGACAACACAACAAAAAGCCACAACACACCAAAAAAAGCCACAACGGAAAUGACCGCGGGACUCUGUUUUAAUGCAAACACCACAACGCAAAUGCAAAUGCCAAAACACAAAUGCAAAUGCCACAACACAUUAAAAAGCCACAACACAAAUGCAAAUGCCACAACACAACAAAAUGCCACAACACAUCAAAAAGCCACAACAUAUUAAAAAGCCACAACACAUCAAAAAGCCACGACAUAUUAAAAAGCCACAACACAUCAAUAAGACACAACACAUUAAAAAGCCACAACACAACAAAAAGCCACAACACAUUAAAAAGCCACAACACAUCAAAAAGCCACAACAUAUUAAAAAGCCACAACACAUCAAAAAGCCACAACACAUUAAAAAAGCCACAACACAUUAAAAAGCCACAACACAACAAAAAGCCACAACACAUCAAAAAGCCACAACAUAUUAAAAAGCCACAACACAUCAAUAAGCCACAACACAUUAAAAAGCCACAACACAUUAAAAAGCCACAACACAACAAAAAGCCACAACACAUUAAAAAGCCACAACAUAUUAAAAAGCCACAACACAUCAAUAAGCUACAACACAUUAAAAACCCACAACACAUUAAAAAGCCACAACACAACAAAAAGCCACAACACAUUAAAAAGCCACAACACAUUAAAAAGCCACAACACAACAAAAAAGCCACUACACAUUAAAAAGCCAUAACGGAAGUGACCGCGGGACUCUAUUUUCCGACGGACCGAUCAAGAGGCAAGUGAAGAAGAAGAACUACAACCUGAAACGAAUAACGAUAAAACAAUAAAUUACUUUUACGUACGUUUCCAACUUCUCCGUUCCUUUACUUUUCACGUUGUAGUUCUUCUUCUUCACUUGCCGCUUGAUCGGUCCGUCGGAAAAUAAAGUCCCGCGGUCACUUCCGUUGUGGCUUUUUGUUGUGUUGUGGCUUUUUAAUGUGUUGUGGCUUUUUAAUGUGUUGUGGCUUUUUGUUGUGUUGUGGCGUUUGUAUUUGUUGCAGCGUUUGCAUUAAAAUAAAGUCCCGCGGUCAUUUCCGUUGUGGCUUUUUUUGGUGUGUUGUGGCUUUUCGUUGUGUUGUCGCAUUUGUAUCUGUUGCGGCGUUUGCGUUUGUUGUGACCCUCUCUGCUUCCGUAUUAUAGAGACGCAGCAGCCUUGUAAUUAUCAUGACCAAAAAAAAGAAAAUUAAAAUCUCUCAACUGUGGACGCGGUGAGGCCAGAUAAACAUCAGCCAAUAGAAAACGAGGCUGCCUUAUUUUCUAUUGGCUGUUCUGUUCCCAAAACCAAAAUGAAAAAAAGGAUAACGAUUCAUUUUUUCAGUUUAAGAUUUGGUGUUCCAGGGAAACGGCCGUUAUCCAUUUUUUCCAUUCUUCAUUUAAACACCAAAUCUUAAACUGAAAUAAUGAAUCAUUAUCUGUGUUUUCAUUUUGGUUUUGGAGACAAAUAGCGAAGAAAACUGUUGUUUUUUUGUUUUCUUAUUUUUGGUUUUAUAUUGAAAAACGAAUGAACGAAUGAUACAUGGAUUCAGGUGUAACCCUGUCGUCAUCUCACUGAACACAUCUCAGAACGUUUAAGAAACUAAAUAUGAACUAAAAACUAUUCAAUUAAAACUAUUGAGUUUGGAAAAAAAUUUGAAUAAAUUUAUAUUUUUGUUAAUAAAAUGGCAAAUAUUUGUAGGGACUAGUUUGUUUUCCCCAAAUUUUGACAUGUCCCACCGUCCCAACGCAAAAACCUGCGUCCUUGAGCACAUUUCUGCAGAUCAAACUUUAGUCUCUGUUCACACUUACGUCACAAACCUGGAACACGUCUGGAAACAUGCGAUGAAAACUUCCUCUGGGCUCUGUUCAUCUGUUCGCCGUCGAUUUCUCACAAAAUCUAUGAAAAAAUGAGAAAAUGGUCCAGUUUUCAAAGUCAAAGUCAAAAGUGAAGUUUACAGAAUUGCAAUUUCCCCAGACGUAAACUGACAUUUGUUUAGUUAAAACUCAGAAAAGCUGCAGAAAAACGACCAAAACACAAAGAAAAUAUUACUAAACUGACUCACGUUGGUCAUCAAAGGGCCGAGUGCAGAACAAUUCUCCUUAAUCACGACUCGAUUCACAAUUUUAUUAUCACCAAUUGCCACAAACCAAGGAUCUGUCGGUUUUUUAUUUUGAAAAUUUUGGAUUUGCUUGACACCUGAAAAAAAGGAGAGAAGCGAGGAAAGAGAAAACGAGCGUGAGUGUAGUAACGUUUUAAACCUGCAGGAGGCAGCGCGGCCAAAAGACUCAACACUCCAACUCUGCCACUCAAAUGAGACUUUUUACAAAUAUAUUUUAUUAUUUUAAAUUUGAAGUGUUUUUUUUUUUUUUGUAAAUCAAACGGGGAUAAUUUUAAGCGUCUUGUAUUUUUGCACAAUUAUCGGUACUGUUCUGAUUUGAAUUGUUGAUGUAUUAAAGUGUAUAUGAUGGAAAAAGUCAAUCAUUAUUAAAAGACUGAAUUAAAUAUGUCAGAUUUUCCCACAUGAACUUGUGGAUAACUUUGUAUUUUCUGCACAUUUCUUUGGAAAAAACAAACUGGAAAUAAAAACACUUUUUUUGUGUCACA
Messenger RNA from Boleophthalmus pectinirostris (great blue-spotted mudskipper), 6257 nucleotides. It is a transcript of the gene exoc3l2b, whose product is annotated as exocyst complex component 3-like 2b. Gene Ontology annotation, cellular component: exocyst. Gene Ontology annotation, molecular function: SNARE binding. Gene Ontology annotation, biological process: exocytosis; exocyst localization. NCBI's taxonomy places the organism in Eukaryota, Metazoa, Chordata, Actinopteri, Gobiiformes, Gobiidae. The record is from RefSeq and is a predicted model, not a curated record.